Rubroshorea leprosula is the source of this 3102-nucleotide messenger RNA. The record is from the annotation of a GenBank genome assembly. NCBI's taxonomy places the organism in Eukaryota, Viridiplantae, Streptophyta, Magnoliopsida, Malvales, Dipterocarpaceae.
GACAAAGACUCAGGAGGCCAAACCCAAAACCCAUUCUAUGCUUGAGCUUCAAUGUCCAGGGCCAAAGGCCUGAGCGCCCUCUUCCGAGCCGCCGCUGCCGGCCGACGUGCUGGCGACGCACAUCUCCCAGACUUAGUUAACUGCCUCGACGCCGCAGUUCCGUCAUCCUCCACCUCCAUAAAACACUCGGUGAACCUCCCCGAACCCGCCAAAUCUUGCCGGAAAAGCCUCGGCGAUGUCGGCCUCUCCAGCCAACUACUCGAAUCAUCGUUAGCGUCCGAAGAUUCUUCAAACCAAUUAAAGCAGCAGAUAUCUUUCAUAAUCUGUGAUAACACAUCAGAUGGUUCACCUGACUCAGGAGGGACCAGCAAUGAUAAUUAUUCUGGAUCAUUGGAUAUACCAUGGCUUGAGUUGAUGUCUAACAAAAAUUUACUGAUUAAGCGGAAGUUAGUUUCACGUGAAAGGAAACAGAAAUGGGUUUUCAAGAUGAGUCAGGUUCCUCGAUUUAAACAGUUAAUCAAAUUGUGCGGAGAGAAACUAGGGUCAGAAGCUACUCUUCAGGUAUUUGGCAAGUUGGGUAGAAAAACUGGGGUAAAAGAGUACAAUUCUCUAAUAGCAAUGUGUGUUGUUAUGGCUAGGACAACUGAUGAUGAAGAUGUUGCAUUAGUAGAAAUGUCCAAGGCUUACAGAAUUUUUGAAAAAAUGAGAGAGCAAGGAUAUCAGCUAGAUGAAGGAACUUAUGGUCCAUUGCUAAUGUAUUUCAUUGAGAGGGGAAUGAUAGAAGAGUUCCAUUUUUUCUGUGGGUCAAUCAAAGAUGGGAAUCCUAAUUCACUUCCAAGAUUAGGUUAUUAUGAGAUGCUGCUAUGGAUUUCGGUUGAUAAUGAAGAAAUGAUUCAGCAACUUUGUGAUUACAUUGCAGCUGAUGACGAAGAAAAUAUUCAGUUAAAAGAAAAUUACUUGUUAGCACUUUCUGAAACUCAACGAACAAAUGACCUUUUGCGAGUAUUGGAGAUUAUUGAUAUAACAAAAUUUUCAGAUUUGAACACAUCUAAUAUAUUUAAAUUGCUGGGGAGGCUGUCAUUGGAGUCCUUAGCUGAGAAGUUCCUUCUGGCAUUGAAAAGCAUUGAUAGUGGAUCAGAGAAAAUCUUGAAACUCAUCUUUAGUUAUGCCUCCUGCAUUCCAAAUUUAGCGGUUGAGGAUGUUGUUUUGAAAUUUGAAAGCUUGUGCGUGAAAUUUGAGAUAAGGCCAUCGUUAGAAUCAUACCAGGAGCUCAUUAAGUAUUGCUGUGGUUCGCAUAAGGUGCAAAUGGCUCUUGAUAUUGUUGACCAGAUUUGUGAAGAUGGUUUGAGCUUGUCCAUAGACACACUAAAUUGCAUCUUGAAUGCUAGUGAAGAGAACUAUGAGUAUAAUUUGGUUUGGCGAAUUUAUUCAGUGAUUUGUCACCAUAACUUGAAGCCAAAUGCUGAGACAUUCAGGAGUAUGAUAAAUUUGAGUGUUAAAAUGAAAGAUUUCGAUGGUGCAUAUGCAAUGCUUAAUGAUUCAAAGAAAAUGAAUAUUGAACCUGUAGCUAGCAUGUACAAUGCUAUAAUGGCAGGAUAUUUUCGAGAGAAAAACAUUUCUGCUGGAUUGAGGGUUCUCAAGCAAAUGAAACUUGACGGUGUAAAACCAGAUCCCCAAACCUACAGCUAUCUAAUAGGCUUUUGUGACUCUGAAAAGGACAUUAUAAAGUAUUACAAAGAACUGAAGUGUUCAGGGAUUCCAGUUACAAAGCACAUAUUUAUGUCACUUGUUAAUGCAUAUGCAGCUUGUGGACAGUUUGAGAAAGCAAAACAGGUACUCUUGGAUGAAAGGAUACCAGUUAAAAUCCUAAAUGAACUCAAAAGUGUCCUCAUCUCUGCUCUUGCAUCAAAUGGGCAAAUGGCUGAUGCCCUUGACUUAUAUGAAAAGAUCAAGCAAGCUGGAGGCAAUCUAGAGCCUAAAGCUGUUAUAUCUCUCAUUGAGUAUCUUCAUUCCCAGGGGGACUUGAAUCUCAUGCUUCAACUAUUGGAGGAAUUGCAUGAUCAAGGCUACUGGAUUGACGGUUGCUGCAGAGUUGUCACAUUUUGUGUUAGAAAAAAGCAUUUGAGUACUGCUAUUGAUUUGCUCAAGCAACUCAAGGACAAGUUUUAUGAUGAUGAGCUGGCUGCAGAAGUUCUUUUUGAUGAGACAUUUGCCAUUAUUGCCGAGGAAGAACCUGCAGAUGUACAGUUUGGUGUAGAUUUGCUACAAGCCAUAAAGACUAACAUAGGCAUUAGCCCCUCACGGAAAUGUCUUGAUUUCCUCCUGAAUGCCUGCGUAAAAGCAAAAGAUCUGCAAAACUCUCUUUUGGUAUGGGAAGAAUACAAGAUUGCUGGCCUUCCUUAUAAUGUUUUAAAUUUCUUAAGGAUGUAUCAGGCACUUUUGGCUUGUGGAGAUCACAAGUCGGCAGAGGUUAUGCAAACCAAAAUUCCAAAAGAUGAUCCGGAUGUGCGGGAUAUCAUCAAAGCAUUCCAAGUAACUUACCCUCACUUCCUCGAAGGUGAAAAAGAAGGAACUUACGCUAAGUCAGCACCUGCAAAGGCCAACAAGAAGCCACAGGUGGAGGAAAAGAAGAAGAAUAAAAAGAAGAAGAAGAAGAAGAAGAAACCUGAAAAGUAAAGAGCAACUCGAAAAGAAUACGAAACAGACCCGGAAUCAACAUUCUUCGCCUUAGAGAAAUCUUCCAGGCAUUUUGUCGAAAUCUCGAGUGGGCUGGGGAAAAAAUUUAUGUGUAAUAUUUAUUCUUAAUCUUCAUGCAUGCUUAAAGAGAUGAAUAAAAAGAGAAGGCUUAGGUUAGUUGGCAUUUGGGUGGGUGUGGGGUAAAAACUUCGAACCCCAGUCCUGUCCUUGUGAUUCGUUCCCUUUCCCCACAAUAUCGCUUGUUCGAACAAAAAAAUAUGGUUUUUGGUAGGUAUUCAAUCAAGGUUGUUUGUAGGUCAUUGAUUCAACUCUCUUUUUAUCCAAACAUGCCUUUUAUAUGAAAGAAAAUACGUUUACAUAAGAUGUAAAUUUUGUUACUUUUUUUAUUGAAGGAUAAUUUGUGAA